Molecule: messenger RNA, 2463 nt
Organism: Sinocyclocheilus anshuiensis
Lineage: Eukaryota; Metazoa; Chordata; Actinopteri; Cypriniformes; Cyprinidae
Product: inactive N-acetylated-alpha-linked acidic dipeptidase-like protein 2
Exons: 14
Coding region: 1-2463 (820 amino acids)
Source: RefSeq, a predicted model, not a curated record
AUGCGAGCCGUCUGCUCCUUUGGGCUCAAGGCACGUCCCGGGAGUCUUGAACCUUGGAGUCUUGAAGCUCAAAUCGGGGGAAUGGAUGCUGAACCGUCAAAUGGUAGCCCAGAUUUGGAACCUGUUUGGCAGGGCGGAGGUGGACCUCUUUGCGAUGCAGGAGUCGUUCCAAUGUCCACUUUGGUUCUCCCUGAGUUCCCCAGCACCCCUGGGCAUAGAUGCGUUCGCUCACCCAUGUCCGAACCUGACACUGUAUGCGUUUCUGCCUGUCAAACUGAUUCCGGCAGUACUGUGCAGAGUGAGGGAGAGCUGGGUCCGUCUCCUGCUAGUGGCCCCAUUCUGGCCAUCCCAGAUGUGGUUCUCGGAGAUGAUUUCUCUUCUGGAUCGCUCUCCGUGGGAGAUUCCAAUCAGAAGAGAUUUGCUGUCUCAGCUUCAAGGCAAGAUCUGGCACCCUCAACCCGAGAUCUGGAAGCUGUGGGUAUGGCCCAUCAAAGGCCACCAGCUUUGACUUCUAGUCUUCCUGCCGAUGUUCAGGAGACUAUUGCUAGUGCCAGAGCCCUUUCCACGAGGAGGCUGUAUUCCUCCAAGUGGAAGGGAAUCAUUCCUCCACUUGUAUUUGCUCAACAUAAAGAUGGAGAAUGCUUGCACAAAAGCACGAGGGACUUUGACAGCUUGUCUGAUCUCACGGAAGAGUCCAAGGUCAGGUACAUCGCUCAGCGGUGGGAGGAGCUUGGAUUAAAAGACGUCCAGGUAACCAAUCACACAGCUCUCCUGAGCUAUCCCGGACCCGCCCUCAGCACGAUCACCGAUAUAAGCGGAAACCAGUGUUACCUGCCCAUCGGAGUGAGGUGUGACCAGCCAUUCGCAUCCACGACUGAACCAUUUGCCUUUGCAGCCUAUUCGGCUGUGGGAAAUCUAGUGGCAGAGGUGGUGGACAUUCAGUAUGGGAGUCCAGAGGAUUUGAGACGGGUCCAAGCAAAUGUGACCAAUAAAAUAGCACUGCUGAAACUUGGACAAUCACCUUUGCUCUACAAGCUCUCUCUCCUGGCAGAGGUGGGGUUUGGUGGCUGUCUUCUCUAUGUGGAUCCAUGUGAUGCCCCAUUUGGGAAUAAGACAUUUGGGGUAACCCUGAACCCAGGUGGGAACCCGUUUUUUCGAGAAGACGCCAGUACUGCCGGAAGAGACAGUCGCCACAACCUGACAUCAUUGCUGGUUCAGCCCAUCUCUGCCUCCUUAGCGAAAAUGCUGCUCUCUGCCCCCGCCAUGGGGCAGGGAAGACCCUGCAUCCCCAUGGCCAUGCCCUCAGCCUCAGCAAGAAAACUAAUAAAUCUCACCAUUGAAAACCAGGCAUCCUUCAAGACUGUGCACAAUGUUAUUGGAUAUCUCAAGGGCAAGACCAAUCCAGAUCGAUAUGUACUGGUUGGCAGUCGUCAUGGCAGCUGGUACGAGGGUGCGUUGGCGGACUGGGGGAAAAGCUCUGCAGUCAUGUCUCAGAUCAUCGCCUCCAUGACGGCUCAAACCCGUGCGGGCUGGCAGCCCGACCGCACCAUCGUCUUCUGCUCCUGGGGGGGAACCUCACUGGGCAACAUCGGCUCCUUUGAGUGGGGGAAGGACAAUGCAGUGGUUCUUCAGAGCAGGGCAGUGGCUUAUGUAAGCCUGCACAAUCCUGUCAGAGCCCCUGGAUCCCUGCAGGCCAUAGCAUCACCUUCCCUUCAGCAACUGGCAGCUGAAACCCAAAAGAGACAUUCGAUGAGCUGCAGCAGAGGAGGUGGUUGUCCUGGUCGGAAUGUCAGUUCGCUGCAGACACCUGGAGAUUUGAGCUUUUUCUCCAGUCAACUUGCUGUCCCCACAGUGGAGUUCACAUACUCAGAGUUCCCUAAAACAGAGAGAGCGUUAUUUCUCUCUGAGGCCUUUUUCCCUCCUGAGUCUUCAUUAAGAGAGACCUUGGAUCCAGCCUUCAAGCUCCAUGAGAGUAUUGCCAAGAUCACAGCUGAGGCCAUCCUGCGACUCGCUACAGAUCCCGUUCUUCCAUUUUACCCUUUGGAUAUCGCUCUUGAUGUUCAGAACAAACUCAGAGAUGACACACUGAGCCGGCCGGACCUGCUGAACGUGGCUGCAUCGUUGAGAGACAACUCAGCUUUCUUCCAAUCUGAGGUCAUGCGUCCUGCCAAUGACCCCAAAGAGAGAGAUCCCGCCCACGUACGCAUGCUCAACGACGUCUUACGAGACCUGGAAAAAAGCUUUCUUAUCCCAAACCCACCUCUCGGCUUUUACAGGAACAUUCUCUAUUGCUUGAGCAGACAAACUCCACGCUUCUCUAUCCUGAAGGAUGCCCUGGAGGUCCCCUGGCACAACAACGUCAACCAGUCCCUGACUCUGGUAACCAGCGCCAUCAGUUCAGCGGACAAACUCGUAGAAAGCGGACUCGACCUGUUUGAGAAUGAAAAUGACAUCCCGCAAUGA